Messenger RNA from Notechis scutatus (mainland tiger snake), 2683 nucleotides. Lineage: Eukaryota; Metazoa; Chordata; Lepidosauria; Squamata; Elapidae. The record is from RefSeq and is a predicted model, not a curated record.
AGUUGCAGCACACUUCUAAGGAAAGCCCAAACGCAGGAGUUCAAUUUAUUUUAAAUGAAUUCUGUGGAUCUGCCGCAUUUUUCCUGUAUCCGUUGCUGCUGAGGAGAUAGCCUACACUGUGUCAUAGCCGAAGAUUAACAUGUUUUGCUUCCUAACUGACUAACCAGAAACAGAAAUGGAUUUGCGAAGCACGCCCUAUCGCUCUGAAGUGGCUCGCUGGUCGCCCAAUGAGUUGGCAGACUACUUUAGGAGGUUAAACUUUAAGGAUUGUGAGAAAGUUGUUAGGAAACUUAACAUAACUGGACAAAGAUUUCUGAACAUGUCUGAAAAUGAUAUUCAGAAGUUUCCAAAGCUAAAAGUUCCCAUUCUGAGCAAACUAAGUCAGGAAAUAAACCGACAUGAAGAAAAAAGAAGCAUCUUUCCAAAAAGAACACAGAAAUCUCCUGAACAUACAGAAUAUAAACCAGAGGAGGGUGAUGGCUGGUCCUCCUUCGACGAAAGUGAUGAUUAUGAAAGCCCAGAUGAAGAUCAGACUGGAGAUGGUGUUGAUUAUGAAACACCCAAUGAUCAAGAUGGGUUUGAGGAUGAAAAUGAUGCAGAUUAUGAACCUCCUCCAUCAAACAAUGAGGACAUUCUCCGCAAUGCUAUAUUUCCUCACAAACCAAUUCCAGCCAUUUCAGACUACAUAGACAGACCUGCAACAGAGAGGGGUAAAACAUCUCUCCAGCCUCCUGUUCCCCCACAGAGGCCUGCCCACAGCCCCAUUCCAGGAGGAUCUCGAAGCAGAGUCCAUGGGACACCUUUCAGUUCUCCUUCAAGCAAUAAUGACAGUUACAGAGACAAAAGUACAAAUCUCUUUAAACCACCAGUCGAUCGAAGCAAAAAACCACCAAUGGAUCGACCUGGGCCAACCUUUGAGAGAGAAAGUCUUGGAGCUGGCAAACGAGCUUUUCCUGAAAUGGCUCUGACACCAAAGCUCAGAUCUCUGGCAGAAGACUUGGCAAAGAUACAGAAGCCUCCUCUGCCACCCACUGACAGAUUCGAAAAAAAUAGUCCUUCCUCUAGAAGAAUGCCGCCACUCACAAAGAGCAAUCAGAUGCUUGAAAGACAGACAGAAAUGGAAUCUGACAAUAUUCUCCAAAGGCCAGUUCCACUGCCAUCACCCCAGCCCUUCAACACCUUUCCUUCCAGAACCACUAAGUCUAAUAUAAUUCCUUUACCACCCAAAAUGAAGCCUGAUCUACACACAGAAAGCUUUCCCUCAAGUGCAUCAUUACCACCACGUCUUCUGCCAAGUAAUCUGUCCAGAAACUUUUCCAAAACCCCAGCAGAUGGCAGACCACCAUUACCAAUUCCCAAUAAACCAAAUGCAGAAUUUCCUAAAGCUGAUAAUGAAAGAAUGGAACACAGUCAUAAGGGUCAACAAAAUCAGAAGUGGUAUGUUGCUGAUAUCACGCGGUCAGAUGCAGAAGUUGCACUUAGAAAUAUAAACCAGGAUGGUUCAUUUUUAGUAAGAGACAGCUCCAAAAAAUCAGUUGAGCAGCCAUAUGUUCUAAUGGUGCUUUACCACAACAAAGUUUACAACAUCCAGAUACGUUAUCAACCAGAGACUCAGGUCUACUUCUUGGGAACUAGCUUGAAAGGAAACGAGGACUUCACCUCGGUGACUGAUAUUGUUGAUUACUUCAAACGAAUGCCCCUUCUGUUGAUAGAUGGAAAAGACCGAUGUUCAAAGAAGCAAUGCGUGUUAACGUAUGCUGCUGGAACUUUUUAGAAGUGAAAAUGCAUGAAGAUCAAGUUCCAGCUCAACUUUGUAUUUUCAAGUUAGAGGAGUAACUGAUCUGUGUUGAAUGAACUCUAGAUUUAUAUUAGAGGAGUUACCAAUUUGUGUUGGAUGAACUGAAAUAAUUUAUCUGUUUUUUCAUAUUAUGCUAUGAAGGUUGCUAUUUUAUUAUCUCUCCCCCCCCCCCCCACUUUCCCUUGGUAUGAAAGCCAUUAAGCACAUUCAUUUUUCACUGAAAAAAUUAUAGGUGUGAUAUCCAUUGAUUAAAAUAUACUCUGUAGAAUGUCUUAUUACUGAAUAUUUUUUUCAAGUCUUCUGAACAAUAGUUCUACAUACAUUUUUCAUAUAAAGGUUUAGUAACAGAUUCAUUCAAGAAUAGCUUCACAGAUAUUUCAUGAUGUUAUCAAACCCAGCAUCCCUGCGAAUGUUUGUUCUUAGUUUGUUUAUUUUUGUUUGAGUUUGUUUAUUGAGUUUCAUAUACAAUGGCACUGGUUAAUUGAGAUCAGCAAGAGUCAAAGGAUUUUUGUGUGUGUGUGGCCAUUUUUACUUAAAUAUUUGUUAAAUGAGUCUCUUGAAAUCUUCAUUUGUAUCUUUCCAACAAACCUAUUGUAUAUUAGGAUUUCUCAUAAUAUAAAUAUGUUUAUUUUUUAUUGUUCUUGGAACUAUGAAAUGUAAAUUAAUUUCUGUACCAAUCAUUCAAACUGGGGAUAGGAAACCCUACACCCAAUCAUAUAGGGUUUCCUGCAAGAGGAGAAGACCUCAAGGUCACUUCAACUCUGUCAGUAUGUUGUUAUUGUUAUCUACAUUACCUUUAAUUGCCAAUCUGACCUACUAUGGUAAGAAGUAUAUUUUUAUUAAACUGCCAUUGCAAUUUGUCUGGAUUGUAUUUAUUGGUUAUUA